Messenger RNA from Oryza brachyantha (malo sina), 990 nucleotides. RefSeq lists its product as uncharacterized. The record is from RefSeq and is a predicted model, not a curated record. NCBI's taxonomy places the organism in Eukaryota, Viridiplantae, Streptophyta, Magnoliopsida, Poales, Poaceae. The transcript has a single exon. Bases 128 to 691 code for a protein of 187 amino acids.
CCCGACUCGGCGUCGCACAGCAAAGCAACCCCCCAUCUCUCUUUUUUUUUUGUACUCUUCCAUUUCCGCGCUACGCUUACGCGGCAAACCACCACGCCUCUUCCCUUCCCUCCCGUUGCCGUCCGCCAUGGACACCGUCUCUUCCUCCUCUCCUUUGGUGCUCAGUUCGAACAACACUAAGAGGGCGCGUGACGCCGCCGAGGAUGAGGCGGAGGCCGCCAAGAGGCUGCGGCCGGAGGACCUGCUCGACAUGCUCGACGAUGACACCGACGCCCAGGGCGCGGCCGGCGACCUCGCGUCCGUCAUGCGGAGCUUCGAGGAGGAGAUAGCGGCCGGGGAUGUCUCCGAUGCUGUCGCCCCCACGCAGCCGGAGCUCGGGUUCCUUCUGGAGGCUUCCGACGACGAGCUCGGCCUGCCGCCCGCCACCGCCUCCUCGUCGGAGGAGGAGGCCGGGGCAGGGGAGCCCGAGGAUGCCAUCGGGUUCGGCGGACAGAUCUGGGGGUUCGAGGACGAGAUGGGAGGAGGAUACGCCGGUUACACCCUCACCUCGCCGGAGGCGGCGGCCGCCGCCGCCGCCGCGGCAGAGUGGGACGACGACGGCUUCGACGCCGGGCUGUUUGGGUACGCCGACGAGGCAUGCGGGCCGUCGGAUCUCGCGGCGCUCCGUCACGAGACCAUGCCUGCCGUCUGAUUAGGCCCCCCAAGUCAAAGUGGAUUAGUUUUUUUUUACUUGUUUUUUUACCUUUGGCUAACCUUAGCACUACCCUUGUUUAACCUUGGAUGUAAAGUUUCUAGUAGAAGGUUAAAAACAGAGGGGAGGAAACUUGGAAAAAAGUUUCAUGGAUGGAGAGUAAGAAAAACAGAGAGGCAGGCACGGCUUUAAAAAAAAAUCAGAUGACAUGCCUCCCAAACAAAUGAGAUGAAUGGCUUCAUACUAGUACUACGACCUUACAUUAUUUUAUUGCAAGCAAACAAAAGAUUUAAUUUUCA